Neurospora crassa OR74A is the source of this 1810-nucleotide messenger RNA. RefSeq names its product uridylate kinase. Gene Ontology annotation, biological process: 'de novo' pyrimidine nucleobase biosynthetic process; CDP biosynthetic process; UDP biosynthetic process. The transcript has 3 exons. Gene Ontology annotation, cellular component: cytoplasm; nucleus. The coding region runs from base 337 to 1368 and encodes 343 amino acids. NCBI's taxonomy places the organism in Eukaryota, Fungi, Ascomycota, Sordariomycetes, Sordariales, Sordariaceae. The record is from RefSeq and is a predicted model, not a curated record. Gene Ontology annotation, molecular function: UMP kinase activity; ATP binding.
GUGGAAUUGGACCCAUUCGGGGAUGCCACAUGUAAUUGUCGCGCGUUUCGGAUCGGGUCAAGUCCCCAAGUGUGUUCCUGAAUCAAGCCAACGCUCUCCUUUCCCUUUCCCUUCUUCUCGUAGUUUAAACAGAUAGAGUUGGAGGUCAAAGUGAAAGUAAACCAAGUCGAGUGAAAAAGACCAGCCUACCAAAACCAAAACCAAGCUUUUUCCACUUCAUCCUCCGUCGUCUCGCUCCCAUCAUCCAUCCGUCCCAACCCCGGACCAGCAAGCAAGUCGCUCUGUACCACCUGUACCUACCUACCUCACCAAACCAAACCAAACCAACCCGAUCCAAUGGCAUCCCGCCAAGCCUUCCGAAGCCUAGCUGCUUCCACUCCUUCUUACACAACCACCUCUACUACUACCCUCCGCGCCGCUACCACCGCCGCUUCUCGUCGUUGCGCAUCUACUUUUGCGAACACUACUACUACUACUACUACUCGGACCGCCGCCGCCCGUCGCAGCACCAGCAGUAGCAGAUUGCAGCAAGGGCAAGGAAGAAGCAACGGCAACAAGAGAAGCUACAGCAGCACUCCUGGUGGCUCCCCCCCUCCUAGGGACACGAACAAGAUCAGCUUUUGGCCUUUUGUGGCGCUGAUUGCCUUGACGUCCGGAGGGUAUAUGUUGUUGGUUAAUCGGAGAAAAGACAUGCCUCCCAACCCCACCUCCUCCUCCUCAGCCGCGGCUGCUCCCGCUCCCGCCACAACCACAACCCCCGCCUUCUCCCCCUCCGACGUAACCGUCAUCUUCGUCCUCGGCGGCCCCGGCGCCGGCAAAGGCACCCAAUGCGCCCGUCUCGUGCGCGACUACGGCUUCACCCACCUCUCGGCCGGCGACCUACUCCGCGCCGAACAAGACCGCCCGGGUUCCCAAUACGGCCAGCUUAUCCGGGACUGCAUCAAGAACGGCGCCAUCGUCCCCAUGGAAGUCACCGUGGCCCUUCUCGAGAACGCCAUGCGCGACACUCUGGUCUCUGGCAAAACCAAGACAGGCAGGUUCCUGAUUGAUGGCUUCCCGCGCAAGAUGGACCAAGCUGUCAAGUUCGAAGAGGUCGUUUGCCCUGCGAAAAUGGUGUUGUUCUAUGAUUGCCCGGAACAAGAAAUGGAGAAGAGACUGCUGGAAAGAGGCAAGACGAGCGGGCGUGAAGAUGAUAAUGCCGAGAGUAUCAGGAAGCGGUUCAGGACGUUUGUGGAGACGAGCAUGCCGGUUGUGGAUCACUAUGAGAGGGAAGGAAAGGUGGUCAAGGUGGAUUCGACGCCGGGGCCGGAGAAGGUGUAUGAGGAGACGAGAAAGCAGCUGAGGAGGGUGUUUGGGGAUAAGUUUUAGUUAGUGUAGGGGGGGGGGGGGGAUUGACUUGACUUGUCUUACUCCGGGGAUGGGAUGGGGGGUUGAGGUAAACUUGGUUUCUAGGUACUAAUUCUGAGAUGGGGUUGGCCGUUCCAUUAGAUAAAAACUUUUAAAAUACUAUACACUACUACAGAUUUAUUGGAAAGGGACGGAGCGAUGGAGUCGCGGAGGCGGUUCGUGGAUGGAUGGGGAUGGUUUUCUCCCGUUUGGAAAUUGAACUUGCUCUGUCUUUUUCCAGAUGUCGAGAUGGCUUGGUAUUGCGUUUAUACUAUUCAUCGUUGGGAAGCCUGAGCAUGAUGAUUCAUUGUUCCCUUUGCUGCUGGUGGUCAUAGACCUUGUCUCAAAAAGCAUUGAUAUUACGCUUCCGUUGCCUUGUAUAUCCUGGGUAUCAUGAUCUAUACUCCACCUUUCUGGAUUUGCC